GCAAGCCAGAUUUAGUUUAGCCGGCGGGAAAGGAGCCGGAAUUGGUUGUGAAUUCAAGUGGUUCCUGCAUUUUUCAUUUCUUCAAAUGGGUUCUUAAGAAGUGAGGAGUUUGGAAUGGGCCCCCCACCCCUUUGGGGUCCUUAUUUGCUGAGGGAGAGGGUGGCCCCUUCUUUUUUUUUACAGAAGGGAUUGUCUUUCUCUGAAGCCCGUAGCAGGUUUUGCAAACAGUGUAAAGGCCACUGGAGAGAGUUCCGUUUUUUUCCCCAAACUGCUGGCCCCAAAGACAUAGCCACAGGCUUAAUUUUCCUGGGGCUAAGAUAGGAUUCAAGCCAUAAGCAACUUUUCACAAUGUUGGGUUCCUUGAUCUAUGAAGCAUCCGCACAUGGCCUGGAAACCAGGUCGGUCUCUAGAGCUCUCGUUUGCGAGGCGACUGGUGGGAAGGCCAGCUGGAUACAAAUACUCCUGCAUUCUGCAUUAGCUGCAGGUGGACUCGCGGAAGAGGUGGAUGAAAAGGUUCUUCACGCUGCUUUUAUUCCAUUUGGAGAUAUCACUGAUAUUCAGAUACCUCUGGACUAUGAAACUGAAAAGCACCGGGGAUUUGCUUUCAUUGAAUUUGAGUUGGCAGAGGAUGCUGCGGCGGCGAUUGACAAUAUGAACGAGUCGGAGCUUUUUGGCAGGACCAUCCGAGUCAACUUGGCCAAGCCCAUGCGGAUUAAGGAAGGCUCGUCCAGGCCGGUCUGGUCGGACGACGACUGGCUGAAGAAGUUUUCGGGGAAGACCCUGGAGGAGAACGCGGCGGCAGAGGGGGUGGAGCCUUCCCAGUCGGAGGCGCAGGAGGGUGAGCCUCCCGCUAAGAAAUCCAGGGCCAACCCUCAGGUGUACAUGGACAUCAAGAUAGGAAACAAGCCGGCUGGCCGACUCCAGAUUCUCCUGCGCUCGGACAUUGUGCCCAUGACGGCGGAGAAUUUCCGCUGCCUGUGCACCCAUGAGAAGGGCUUUGGCUUCAAGGGGAGCAGUUUCCACCGCGUCAUCCCCCAGUUCAUGUGUCAGGCGGGAGACUUCACCAACCACAACGGCACGGGAGGCAAAUCGAUCUACGGGAAGAAGUUUGACGACGAAAACUUCAUUCUGAAGCACACGGGGCCAGGGUUGUUAUCCAUGGCAAACUCUGGCCCCAACACCAACGGCUCGCAGUUCUUCAUCACUUGUGACAAAACGGACUGGCUGGACGGGAAGCAUGUGGUCUUUGGAGAGGUGACGGAAGGGAUAGAGGUGGUGCGGCAGAUCGAGGCUCAAGGCAGCAAGGAUGGGAAACCCAAGGAGAAAGUGAUUAUCUCAGACUGCGGGGAGUACGUGUGAGCCCCUGUCUGGCAGGAAUCCGGACGGAGUAACCAGAUGAGGCCGCGGAGGCUGGAAGUUGUUCUGAAUAGGGAAAAAACUGGAGACGACCAGGGAGAAAAGUCACCGUGGGACUCUCCAAGUCGCCGUUGCUGCAGAGUUUCUUUAGGAACGCCCACGCUGGCUUGGGUUGGUCCGCACUAGGCUCGUCAGUGGAUCCUUUUCCACCCAUGGGAUCAGAGGACGAUUCCUUUAAGAAGCUGGAGCGGAUCGCGGAUCCUUCCUCUGCGGGGCCUCACCAGUCUGCCAGUCUUCUGCAGAGACUUUGUACUUGUUUAAAAUAAACUGGAGCUUUGAUAAAA
Pelodiscus sinensis (Chinese soft-shelled turtle) is the source of this 1700-nucleotide messenger RNA. RefSeq names its product peptidylprolyl isomerase E (gene PPIE). Gene Ontology annotation, cellular component: mitochondrion; cytoplasm. The record is from RefSeq and is a predicted model, not a curated record. Gene Ontology annotation, biological process: protein peptidyl-prolyl isomerization; protein folding. NCBI's taxonomy places the organism in Eukaryota, Metazoa, Chordata, Testudines, Trionychidae. Gene Ontology annotation, molecular function: cyclosporin A binding; RNA binding; peptidyl-prolyl cis-trans isomerase activity.